Tyto alba (common barn owl) is the source of this 1285-nucleotide messenger RNA. RefSeq names its product S100 calcium binding protein A14 (gene S100A14). Gene Ontology annotation, molecular function: chemokine receptor binding. Gene Ontology annotation, biological process: positive regulation of monocyte chemotaxis; toll-like receptor 4 signaling pathway; response to lipopolysaccharide. Gene Ontology annotation, cellular component: perinuclear region of cytoplasm. The record is from RefSeq and is a predicted model, not a curated record. The coding region runs from base 187 to 486 and encodes 99 amino acids. Lineage: Eukaryota; Metazoa; Chordata; Aves; Strigiformes; Tytonidae. The transcript is spliced from 4 exons.
GCACCACACCGCAGCUGGCGGCGCGCAGGGAGCUCCCACUCACACCUCCCCGUGGUAUAAAACCCCGGCGCGCCGCAGCCCGUGCAGACCCAGGAGAGCCCGUGGAGCAGCUCCUGAAGACCCCGUUGGAGAGGACAGCCCCACCGCUGCUGCCACCAAGGACCUACAGACCCCGCGAGGAGCAGCAUGGGCCAGUGCAACUGCCGCAAGAAGCGCAAGGACUGCCAGGAGCUCACCGACGUGGAGCGGGCCAUCGAGACCGUCAUCAACCAGUUCCACUGCUACGCAGUGAAGGGGCAGAAGGAGUACCUGACGCCCAACGAGAUGCAGGAGCUGGUGGUGCAGAAGCUGCCCCACCUGGGGAAGUGCGUUGGACCGCUGGACGAGAAGAUCGAAUGCAUGGGAGACCCUGAUGAAGCCAAGCUGGAGUUUGGAGAGUACUGGGACAUGAUGGGGGACGCGGCCAAGGGCUGCCGGAGGAAGUAGAGGGUGGCGGGGGACGGGAAGGCGCCCGAGGCCUCAGGCUCUGCACCGAGAAGCGCGAGAGGCUGCUGGUCCCGGUGGGAUGCGCCUGGGAAAAUGCAGCAUUGCUCCUGCUGGGGCUCAUCUCCUCCCCACGUCCCCGGCCCGGGGCGAAGGGCUCCCCCUCCCCGGCUCCAUCCCUGCCCUCUCUCGGCUCCCCUUCCCUUCAGGAAACCUCCCUUCCCAUCCCCAGCUCCGGCCCGUGCCGCGGCGGGAGGGAGGUGGCAAGGGGGUUCCUGGCCCCGGCUGUGGAGCCGCCUUUCUCCGUCCUCUGCUCCAGAGCCUUUACCCCCGGGGUCGUCCCACCUCCGGCCCCAAAACCCCUCCGGUUGCAGGUCCCCCAGCCCCGGAGCAUCGCAGCGAGAGGGACUCGGCUCCUUUCCCCCCCAAAAGCCCUUGGAUGUGCGGGCUCGUCCCCCCCAACCCCGUGUCCUGCCAUCCACAGUUCUGCCUCGUGCUUCGAGCACUUCUGGGGACAUCCCGGGCUCCGGGCCAGCACCAAUGUCGUCGUGCAUGGCCUGGGUGUACUCCCUGCUCUUCCCCCGGUGCAGGGACCACGGUGCCCUGUGCCUGCCCGGGUUUUGGGGUGCUAUGCCGGGGUGUGCUGCCUGCACAGUGCUCCCCCGCCUGCCCCUCGCCAGGGAUGCUGGCCCCCGGCUGGCAGCUGGGCUCGGGGCUGGGACGGUGGCGGGUUGUUAUCAGCUUGCAUCACUUGCAACCAUUUUUGUAUAAAUUAAUAAAGGAAAACACUGGAAACAAAGCA